Aegilops tauschii subsp. strangulata is the source of this 1044-nucleotide messenger RNA. Lineage: Eukaryota; Viridiplantae; Streptophyta; Magnoliopsida; Poales; Poaceae. The record is from RefSeq and is a predicted model, not a curated record.
AUGCGCCAGACGGGGCGCACGGCCACGGCGGCAAGGGAAGUAGCGGCCGUCACUUCUGCCUCGGCCAAGCGGCCCAGGUCUCCAUCUCCACCCCCUAGCCCGGACUCCAUUCUAGAGGCCGACUUCGACAUCUCCUCUUUUCGCUCGAACAGGGCGAAGGAACCAGAAGCAGAAGACGAAGACACGGAAACGUUGGCGCAGAGGAUGGCGAAGAGGGCCAAGACCUCGACGAGCGACGAGCUCCCGACAAGCACUUCAAGCGUGCCGGAGAUGAUCACGAUCGGCCUGGACCCCAGCCCACGUCGCAGCCCCCGACUCAGCCCCCAGCAUGAGCCCAUUACUCACUUUCCGCUGGCGAGCGUCGGGAUGUGUACCUUCACCGCUAACCUUGCUGGGUUUGCAGGAGAGGAGGGGCAACAGGAGGAGCCGUUAAGGGCCACCUUCAACAGGCCUCCUCUGUCAACCACACCACCCAGGGAGGGGUCCUCAGCAAGGAUCUCUACCAUCGAGCCCACACCGCCAAGGGAGAUAUCCCCGGCAAGGGCUUCCACCGAUGAGCCCACGCGCGCAGAGGAAGAGCCGGCGAGCAAAGGCGCCGGCAGCUCCAUCCAGGCAACGAGUGGUGUCGGGGAGGGAACCACCCCUCCACCACUCGUCACAGAUCCCUCCUUGGUGGAUCAGAUGGAUGUCGACGCCACCAUCGAGGAGACCGCCAAGGAUGCUGCCGCCGAGGCGGCCAAGGUCGCUGCCGAUGAGGCCGCCAAGGACGCGCAUGAAGUGGUUGCCAAGGGGUAUGCCGGGGAGGCCACCAAGGAGGCUGCUAACCCCCCCACCCCAAGCAGAUAUUUGAAGAUUGGCGAUGACCUGUUCGUCGGUAUCCCGGGGAUGGCAAGUACCCGAGCGCCAGCUGAGCAGGCGGUUUUUGAUGAAGAGGUCAUUGCUGCCGCAUGGCUCACAGUUGUCGAUGAGCCGAGCGCCAGCGACAGCAGUUCCAAGGAGUACCAGCUCCUCCAAGCCAUGAGUAGUAACUUCCAGAAGCUUUAG